Molecule: messenger RNA, 2901 nt
Organism: Cyclocybe aegerita
Lineage: Eukaryota; Fungi; Basidiomycota; Agaricomycetes; Agaricales; Hemipholiotaceae
Source: the annotation of a GenBank genome assembly
AUGCCUAACCUCGUGCCAUGGUUUCUUGGAAUAUCGUCGCUAAUGUGCCUGCUAUUCUUCUUAACGGCAACAUCCGACAUCUCUCAUAGCCUAUCACCACAAGGAUGUCGAAUGUCAUGGAUGUCGCCAUCCUAUGUCCUGCAAGGUGGUCUUGACUCAACUUGGACCCCUUUGGCGCGUAGAUAUUCUCUUUGGCUAUACAGAGAAGUAGGUUGGGAUUACGUCCAGGAAACUGGGCAAAGACGAGACAGUUUACCUGUGCUCUUCAUCCCAGGCAACGCUGGCUCAUCUCACCAAGUCCGCUCAAUAGCGUCUUCUGCAACGCGGCAAUACUUUUCAUCUCCUUAUAUCAUAUCCCAUGAGUUCGAUGCACGUUCCUUGAAGCCGUUGGACUUCUUCGCCGUGGAAUUUAACGAGGACCUGUCGGCGUUCCAUGGCUCGACGCUCGAUUCUCAAAUUGCGUAUACUUCGAGGGCUGUUUCCUAUAUCCUCUCGCUAUAUCCAAAAGGCACAAAAAUUAUCGUUAUGGGUCAUUCGAUGGGAGGUGUUGUCGCGACCUCAUUGCUUCCUGACCCGAAUAUAUCGACUAUCAUCACCAUGUCCACUCCUCACACCUUACCGCCUGCGCGCUUCGACUCUCGAAUCGACAAAUUAUACAAUAACGUGCGCCUGACGUUGGAGAAUGACACGACGCCCGUAGUCUCCAUUUGCGGCGGUGCAACAGACAUGAUGAUCACCUCCGAGUCUUGCAUCUUACCAGAGCCGGAGAAAGAUGUCUUCCGGAGAACAGUCUUCACCUCCGCGUUGGAAGGAGCAUGGACAGGUGUGGGACAUCGGGAGAUGGUUUGGUGCCAUCAAGUUCGAUGGAGGGUCGCCCGCGCCGCACUUGAACUCGGAGCGGCGAACACGGAAAAGUCGCGAUCAGUAAUCCUGGAUAAAUGGCUCAGGGAUGGACAUUCACUUCCUCCUGUGGUGUCGAACGGAAAUGACCAUUUGGACGCGUCUGACCUGGCGGAUUCGCAUCUCGUUUUGCCUGGUCAAACUCUGGUCGUGAAGAAUCCACGCGGCGGCAGUAUCCACCGUUUACCCGUUCCAAGUGACUCUGCGACCUCCCAAAAACGCAGACUAAGGGUUUUGGUGUCGCAAGGCUCUAUUCAAGAUGUCUCGCCACAGCACCCUGUAUCACUGCGGGUUUCUGUCUUAACUUGCACAGAAACUUCCACUUCAGGAGCUAAAUGCACUCUGCUUAGCCCUGAUACGCUGAAACUUAUCCCUAAUCCCAUGCCUGGUCGAAGUUUUCCUGUUCCUAAAGAAGGUUCUGAUGAAUCCGAAGGGGUGGUGCUAUUCGAGAGCAGUGUCCCGGUGAAAGAUUCUGGUCCUGAUGGGCAGUGGGUUGGUAUCAGGAUUGAGAAUGGAGACGAUCAAGGAUGGGUUGUCGCUGGUAUUGAGGACGAUACACCUGUCGUCUCUUCUGCGAGCACUUUCUCUUUGAUGUUCUGGAGUGCAUCUGUUAACGUGCCUCCUAAAGAAACUUUGGGUUCUUCUUUUACGUUUCCCAGCUUACUGUCAAACGCCUUGGUGGUAUAUCGUGUGGUUGCGAAGAAGAGCCCUUUGUCCAGCUGCUCAGACGCAUUGCUUCCUCCUUUGAUCGUCCACACAUCCCAUCCUGCCGAAACACAUUCCUAUCCUCUAAUUUCUGGUCCUGACCGUCGGAUUUUGCUGCACACCCAUUCAGAUGCUCCAUUUAUUGACCGAAGGACAGCCCAUGGCUCAUCGCUUGCCUUCAGGAUAUAUUCGUCUGGAGAACAGGGAUGCAGGAAGGAGCUCUCCAAGUUGGUUCUCACCAUCGAUUGGACGGCGACAGUUGGGCGCUGGGUGUCAAGGUAUUUGCAUACAGUGGUGGGCUGGGCAGCCGGUGUCGCCUCCUUGGUCAUAUUUUGGACUUGGCGUCAAGAUGAGAAAACCUCUUCCACCCCCAGUGUUGGGCAAUCUCUUGCCUCUUACUGCCCCCUGUUGUUUCGCUAUCUACUUCCGGGUUCCUUCGCCCUCUCCUUCCUCCCCCUCCCACCGUCACUUUACAUUGGAAACAAAGGGGUCCCUUUUUUCUCCGGAAUUGCGCCUCUAAUUUUGUUUGUUGCCAGCGGCUUGGUUUGUGUGAGCUGGUGGAUUCUACUAUUGCUCCUGACUAUUGUUGGGAAGACAAGUACAAUCAUUUUUGGCAGCCGAGUCGAAAAAAACAGUGUUCACAGGGGAACUCUUUUAUCCCUCUUCGUGAUCUGCCUUGCGAUCUUCCUCUUUGUUCCUUGGCAAGUUGCUUACCUCGGAUGCUGGCUACUACAUCUCUAUACCUGCGCAUCGGCGAUGCAACGUCUGGAGCCCACUCGUUUAGAUGACGCGGUUCCACUCGUUCGACGACAGAGGAGGGAGAGUAGUGAAUCCUUUGAAGCAACCUCCCCUGCCUCUGCCGAACGAGCCACCUCGAGCCUGAAAGAUAUUAAGCAAAACAAUCUCAACCACAGCCUACAUUUAUUACUACUGAUGACGUGGUUGUUGCCAUUGACAGCGCCCGUGCUGGCGGUGUGGGUGCGCACGUUAUUAACGGCAGGAUUCACAACACCGUUUGAUGGAGAUCAUAACUUCAUUGCCGUCCUCCCUUUCCUUGUUCUCGUCGAUUUCGCCUCGUGGACGCCCGGACGAUUGUUUGAAAGGACCAGCUUCGAAAACAGACUCUCUUUGAGAUGGCUAUUUGCGGCCACUGCCGGAACAGCCUUCUUGUAUGGCUCGCGGAGACCUUACUUGAUCCUUGACGUCGCAAGGGUUACUGCGUGGGCGAUUGUCGUUUGCAGGAUUGGCAGGCGUUACUGGGGCGGUCGGCCAUGGCCCGGUGCUACUACUCAUUAA